Molecule: messenger RNA, 1179 nt
Organism: Danaus chrysippus (African queen)
Lineage: Eukaryota; Metazoa; Arthropoda; Insecta; Lepidoptera; Nymphalidae
Source: the annotation of a GenBank genome assembly
UUGGAUACUAUAGAAAAAGCUAUUAUUAAAGGUGAGACGGUGUUAUUAGAGAAUAUAGGAGAAACUGUAGAUCCAGUACUUGAUCCAUUAUUAGGACGUAACUUGAUUAAAAAGGGAAGGGCCAUUAAAAUUGGUGACAAAGAAAUUGAAUAUAGUCCAAACUUUAGGCUAAUUUUACAUACAAAGUUAGCAAAUCCUCACUACAAGCCAGAGAUGCAAGCACAAACAACAUUAGUAAACUUCACUGUGACUCGCGACGGUCUUGAAGAUCAACUUUUAGCAGAAGUUGUAAAAGCAGAGCGACCAGAUUUAGAAGAACUAAAGGCUGAACUGACUAAACAACAAAAUGAGUUUAAAAUACAACUCAAAAAACUUGAAGACGAUUUGCUUUCUCGGCUUUCAUCUGCGGGUGAAAAUAUAUUGGGGGAUACAGCUUUAAUAGAAAACUUAGAAAUAACUAAAAAGACGGCUGCGGACAUAGAAAAAAAAGUAACUGAGGCAAAAGUCACAUCACAUCAAAUCGAUCAAGCCCGAGAAUUUUACAGACCGGCAGCUGCUAGAGCAUCACUUCUAUAUUUCAUUUUGAACGACCUAAAUAGUAUUAAUCCAAUAUAUCAAUUUUCACUAAAGGCUUUUAGUGUUGUUUUUCAAAAGGCAAUAUCAAGAGCCGAGCCUGCUGAAGAAGUCAGUCAAAGAAUUAAAAAUUUAAUUGACUGCAUAACAUAUUCAGUGUUUCAAUAUACUUCAAGAGGUUUAUUUGAAUGUGAUAAACUUAUUUUUGCAUCGCAGAUGACUUUUCAGGUUCUUCUAAUGAGCGAGGAAGUAUCCCCAGCAGAAUUAGAUUUUUUCCUCCGUUUUCCCAUAAAACCGCAUGUUACAAGCCCAGUGGAUUUUCUUUCUAAUCAUAGUUGGGGAGGAAUUUGUUCCUUAGCUAGUAAAGAUGAAUUUAGAAAUCUUGAUAGAGAUAUAGAAACGUCGCCGAAGAGAUGGAAAAAGAUUGUUGAAAUGGAAUGUCCCGAAAGAGAAAAGUUCCCUCAGGAAUGGAAAAACAAAACUGCACUUCAGAGAUUGUGCAUGUUAAGAGCAUUGAGGCCGGAUAGAAUGACUUAUGCUGUGGCAACUUACAUAGAGGAGAAAAUGGGUUCAAAAUAUGUUGAGAAACAGGACUCUCGAAUUUAG